This is a messenger RNA of Ylistrum balloti, 1138 nucleotides long. RefSeq names its product GDP-fucose protein O-fucosyltransferase 1-like. Gene Ontology annotation, cellular component: endoplasmic reticulum. NCBI's taxonomy places the organism in Eukaryota, Metazoa, Mollusca, Bivalvia, Pectinida, Pectinidae. The record is from RefSeq and is a predicted model, not a curated record. Gene Ontology annotation, molecular function: peptide-O-fucosyltransferase activity. Gene Ontology annotation, biological process: Notch signaling pathway; protein O-linked glycosylation via fucose; regulation of Notch signaling pathway.
CCAUCGUUAUCUUCAUGUCGGUCUGACAACAUCUAAGGGUCAUCAUAUAUGUCAGAAGUUACCAUCCAUUUGAAGGAUGUUUCAGUUUCUCUAUCUUGGCUUUCUUCUGUCCCUGUUACUUCUGUUGGUCUCCAUGGUGAGAUCAGCUGAUGUGUUACAUGAUGUGUCAUCUGAACCUGAGUGGGAUGACAGAGGUUACAUAUUGUUCUGUCUCUGUAUGGGGCGGUUUGGGAACCAAGCAGAACACUUUCUGGGUGGUCUGGAAUUUGCUAAAGCUGUUGACAGGACCUUAAUUCUGCCUCCUUGGCGCACAUAUAAAAAUGUUCCGUUUGAGGAGUGGUUUGAUGUGGCUACUGUUGGAGAAUACCACAGAGUGAUCACAGCUGAGAGCUUUAUGGAGAAACUGGCCCCAAAAUAUUGGCCCCAGGGGAACAGGACAGGAUACUGCUUUGGUUACCCAGGAUCAGACAUUCCGUGUAAGAUGAAAGAAGGAAAUCCUUUUGGACCAUUCUGGGAUGGUCUGGGAGUGGAAUUUGACAACAGUGAGUCGUAUUAUGUGAUGUAUACAGAUCAUACUGAAUGGAAAGAAAGGUUUCCUGCCGAUAAGAAUCCAGUCGUGGCCCUCAAGGGAGCUCCAGCACCUUACCCCAUGGCAGAAGCCACUGUCCCUCUUCAGAAAUACCUUAGAUGGUCGUCAACAAUAGAGGCUGAAGUUCAAAGUCAUAUCAACAAAAUGUUUGGGGGAGAAAAGUUCAUUGGAAUACAUCUUCGCAACGGUAUAGAUUGGAACAAUGCCUGUAGGAAUGUAGAGGGAGAAAGUAAAUUCAUGGCUUCUCCACAGUGCCUUGGGUAUGAAGGCAAGAAUAAAAUUUCUGCACAGAUGUGCUUCCCUUCUGACGAUGAGAUAUUAAGGUUAUUGAAAAAUGUUGCUGAAGUCUCAGAUAUCAAACAAAUAUAUGUGGCUACUGACAAGAACCCUAUGACGAAAGAAAUUGAAACACAUUUAAAAAAACUUCAGGUCAACGUUCAUCACCUAGAUCCUUGGUUACCACAGAUUGAUCUUGCCAUAUUAGGAAAAUUGGCAAUUAAUUCCUUCACUGCUUUUGUUGCCAAUUGUGUUUUAUUGAUAAGCAGUUGA